This is a messenger RNA of Salvelinus namaycush (lake trout), 1059 nucleotides long. RefSeq names its product guanine nucleotide-binding protein G(s) subunit alpha-like. Gene Ontology annotation, cellular component: heterotrimeric G-protein complex. Gene Ontology annotation, biological process: adenylate cyclase-modulating G protein-coupled receptor signaling pathway. The record is from RefSeq and is a predicted model, not a curated record. Gene Ontology annotation, molecular function: G protein-coupled receptor binding; G-protein beta/gamma-subunit complex binding; GTPase activity. The coding region runs from base 173 to 973 and encodes 266 amino acids. The transcript has 2 exons. NCBI's taxonomy places the organism in Eukaryota, Metazoa, Chordata, Actinopteri, Salmoniformes, Salmonidae.
GGAAGGAGUUGAAUGUUAUAGUAGCUAAGCAGACUAGUUUCCAGGCUACUUUGGACCAUAUUUGUCUAGAUUCAUAUUCUAAAACAAUUACUGCUUCUAGACUAAUCACAAAAUCAAACAAAGUGACAAGGAGUGAAAAUAAAAGCGUGACCAAACCAGAAUUACGAGGAAGAUGGCUUGUUUUGGCAUUGGGAAUAAGACCAAAGGCAAAUGUGGAGAAGAAGAGGAGAAGGCACGGAGAGAAGCAAACAAAAGGAUUGAGAAACAGCUUAAAAAAGAUAAACAGCAAUACUAUAAAUCUCACAGGCUCCUACUACUAGGAGAUUGUGACUCAGGGAAAAGCACAAUAUUCAAUCAGAUGCGAUUGUUGGACACAGAAUUAACUGAGGAGGAGAAAUUAAUGCAAUACAUGCAACACAAAAAAGCUUCAGGCAUUUUUGAGACAUAUUUCAGAGUAGGCGAAUACGUUUUUUAUUUGUUCAAUGGCAGAGGUGGGUGGGGAUCCACAAGGAGAGUGUUUCGGGACCAGUCGGCCUAUAUUUUAGUGGUGGACAGCAGCAGCUAUGAUAUGGUGUGUCAGGGAGACAAUCAAACCAACCAACUGCAGGAGGCACUAAACUCCUUAGAGCGCCUCUGGAACAGAAUGAGGAAAAUGGACCGUCCUCUCUUCCUCUUUUUGAACAAACAGGACCUGCUAGCAGAGAAGGUGUUGGCGGGGAAAUCUAAAAUAGAGGAUUAUUUUCCAGAGUUUGCACACUACACUUCGCAUGAACAUACAACACCAGUACAAGGGGAGGAUCCAAGUGUCACCAGGGCAAAGUACUUCAUACGUGACAAGUUUUUGAAGAUCACAGCCAGUGGAGAUGUGGAUAUGCACAAAUGUUUUCCUUUUUUCACCUGUGCAAUCGACUUGGAAAACAUCCAGCGUACCUUCAGAGACUGUGGAGAUAAGUUAAACUUUUGCUCGUCAUGAAUGCAACAAAGGCGAGGUUAGUUUGUGUUUGAUAAAUGUUUGAAACCCUGUAGAUUAUGUUUAAAAAUAUAUAUUUUUAUCUUGCA